AUGUCGGCCAUGGAAGCUUUCCGAGCAAUACUCAAUGGACCGGUGGUGGCUGGUGUGGGGGCUACUGUGGAUCCAGGACUCAUCCGAGACAAGUACCAUAUCGUUCCUUGGGACCCUACUAGACGAGUGCAGGUUGAACUCACCGUCACAGAAGAAGGCAAUAUAAUCGGGACAAACCCUAGUACUAAAUUCGUGGAUAUUGUUCUCGAUGACAUCAUUCAUUAUGCCAAAUACAUAUCAAGAAAAUCUUCGGAUUCGAUGUAG
Messenger RNA from Blumeria graminis f. sp. triticale, 264 nucleotides. NCBI's taxonomy places the organism in Eukaryota, Fungi, Ascomycota, Leotiomycetes, Helotiales, Erysiphaceae. The record is from the annotation of a GenBank genome assembly.